AUGGUCGCGGCUACCGAGACCAUGAGCCACGACAUCACCAGAGAAGCGGGUCGGGUCAUCUGUUGCGUUGUCCUGGAACUUAAACCCGACGUGAAGCUUGCGCAGACGCUCGCCAUGUCAUCGCUGGCGCGAGCGAUCUGGCAGAGCGACGUGCACCUCGCCGAGGCCGCCUUUGCCGCCCAUUUCGACAAUGGCCCAGAGUUCGCCACCAUCCUCAAGGACGCGCUCACGCUCGGCUGCCACGCCGAGUGCUCCAACCUGCUCGACGACAUCGCCGCCGCCGGAGCAGCCGCAGAAACCGAUCGACUCGAAACCGACGCCGCCGGGAGACACAACAUUGGCGUAGGCCAGUUGCUUCGGGUAAACUCCUGCGUCGUCAGGUCCAAAGCCAGGCUGCACUGGAGCAUCGCGAUGAAGCGCGUCUCGGUGGCCCUCUCACCGCCUGGCAUCCUAGGCGGCGACCUGCUCGACCAGCGUCCCGCUGAUCAGGGGCGCGACUUAGCCAAAGUCUGCGCUCUCCACUUCAAGGCGCAGCCGACCGACCAAGCGCGCGCCGCAGAGUUUCUCACUGAGUGGGCUGCCCCGCUCGACUGGGAGGCGCGAGCUAACCAGGCCGGCUGGCCGGCGUGCAGCCUUUCGCUGGCCGUCGGCAGCCUGGCCCCGAUCUCGGGCUCGCAGGCUCGGGGCGGCAGACCGGAGAGGGGCACCGCGCAGCCAGGCGGCACGGAGCUUGGGAAAUACACGGUCGAGGUGCCGUCGCAGCGAGAGGUGAAGAAGGUAAAGGUCAAGCUGGCGCUGAGCCUGCACGGCACCAUAGUGGUGCAGAGUGCACAGAUGGUCGAAGACGAGAAGGACUCCGAGGAGCCCAUCCCCGGCAUCGAGCCGGCCGCGGGGGCGGAGACAGGGGAGCCGGAGAGGCCCGCGGCUGACAAGGUCGCGGAGGUCGGCGGAGACGUGCCCAUGCCAGCGGUGCCGUCGGAGGACGGAAGCCCGCUGGCCGGGGAGCUCAAGCGGGAGUCUUCCAGCACCCUGAGCGACCUGCUGGGGGGCGGCGGCCCCCUCAAGAAGAGGAAGAAGGUCCACCGCACCGAGCUGACCGUAGUCCCGUCGCCAAGUUGCCCUGGGCUGCCCGAGGACAAGGUGAAGGAGCGGACGGAGUCCGAGGAGAAGAUGCGGCUGGACAUGGCCGAGAUCGAGGAAACGAACAACAAACGCAACGAGCUCGAGUCGUACAUCCUCACCAUGCGGAGCAGCAUCGCAGAGGGUCAGAAGUACGGCGCGUACAUCACCGCGCAGGAGACCGCGACAAGCUUGUAG
Molecule: messenger RNA, 1317 nt
Organism: Prorocentrum cordatum
Lineage: Eukaryota; Dinophyceae; Prorocentrales; Prorocentraceae
Source: the annotation of a GenBank genome assembly